Messenger RNA from Dunckerocampus dactyliophorus (ringed pipefish), 1290 nucleotides. RefSeq names its product chromosome 15 C12orf56 homolog (gene c15h12orf56). NCBI's taxonomy places the organism in Eukaryota, Metazoa, Chordata, Actinopteri, Syngnathiformes, Syngnathidae. The record is from RefSeq and is a predicted model, not a curated record.
AUGAGGCCCAUUGAGCCGGAAGUGUACUUGCAGAUCCACGUCUACGAGCCGUUUGUGAUGGUCUCGCGCACGCUCAACAAGGUCUACAUGCACGCCGUGUUGAGCAACGAGCGCGUGUACGUGACGGAGUACCUGCCGCUCCCGUCUGCUUUGGGAGCGUGUGUGAAAUCGUGCAAAAAGAAUUUAAUCAAAGACCUGCCAGACUUCCUGCGUGGAGAGCAGAGUCAGCAUAUACGAAUCAUCUACGUACAUGCCACCCCUCCUGCACACAUCAAGCAAGACGAGACCCUUGUCCCACCCAACACAGAGACCCUGGACGCCCCCCACCCCCUCACUAAGCAACAGAGGGUGGUCCAGGCGGUGAAGAAGGUUGGGAGGGCUCUCUCUCAUUGGCUAAACAGGGACCAUGUGACUGUGAGCAGGCGGGGGACGGAUGAGGAGGAGCAGGCGGAGCUCCAUCUCUUCACCAUCUCACACUCAUCCAAACUUGACCUCCAUCUGCACAGCUGCUGGAACAUGUUCAUCAUGGAACUGAACGCAGCCGUCCGCCGCCACGUGGCUCUGCCUGGCAUCUUCUGGAGGUGUGGGGAGAUGUGCGACUUCCUGGUGGAGUCUCUGGAGGAAUGUCUCUGUGGACGUCCCACAAUUGAUCAGCUACUGCUGAGCACUCUGAUCGUCCAAACGUUGGCCAUCAUGUUCCAAGAGACGGACACUGAAGCAGCCAGACUCAGCAUGCUCUCCACCAAAAAAGGUGCCCGGGCCUCCAGGAUACUGCUCGCCUUGGUCUGUGACCCAGAAGUGUCCUCACGGAACACAUCUCAGGUGAACCAGGCCAGACGACAUGUAAUUUAACUCAAAGUCCAAACAACUUUCUUAAAAGCUUCUUUCGGCGUGGAGGACACUUUCUGUAUGUCAGCUGGACGCUACAAGUCCUGCAGGACCAUCCUCACAUGCCGUCCUUUUCUCACCUCCCAGGCCUGUCAGGUGGCCCUGGUCGUGUCGGACCGCAGGAGUCCAUUGAGUCCGCUGCAAAGUGUCCUCCUGUUCCAACGCUGCCGCCUCCUGCUGGCCUUUCUGCAGCACAGACUGGCCCAGCACCUGCGGGCCCACGUCAUGGAGGAGUUCAGGUACUUUGUGAAACUGUCGUGUGUCCAAGAGAAGCUCCCCCCUCACUACCUCAUCAGCAGGACCACCCUCCACAUGCUGCAGGAGUUGGUGACCUUCAUCCUGCACACACUUCCUGCUUCUGACAGUCAACACAUGAAGAAGAUGGUGUCCAUGAUCAGCUAA